UGCCCAAGGUUAAAAGUCGGAGGUGUCUCUUAAUAAUUUGGUUUGAGAAGAAGGACUUUUACAGUAUUGGUUUAUCUGUAUUUUAUUUUGAAUGCGAAUCUUGAGGCAGCAUUGCAUUGUGGGUAUCAGAGGUAGCGGUAGUAAGGAAGUGAUAUUUGCAGAGAGAAAGCCUACCUAUUACCGUACAAACUUCGCCUCCUGUGUUGUAAAUCUUUUCCAACACCUCCGAAAGCAAUGGCUUUUCACUCAGUGCUUUCAUUGAGCUUCCUGCACAAUUGUACUACAUUGUGAGAAGACCGUAAUAAAGGAGCAAGACGCUCAGCUUCCUGGCUCAUGAAAAUUGAGUUUGGCUUGCUGUUAAUCUGCGUUAACAUACAAAGUGUAUCCAACACGUAGUGAUAACAGUAUAGUGAAAAGCCAUAACAGCAGUUGGUGGAGGAUAAAACUCAAGACACAGUGAUGGAUAACGUUAAUGAGGAAAAGGCAGAAGAAAUGGCUAACUCCGAAGCUAAAGCAUCAUCUAAAGCUAGCUCAAGUUCCAAACACUCUAGCUCUAAGCAUUCAUCCUACAAGUUGUCCUCGAAGUCCAGCGUAUUUGAAGCAGCCAUCUUUGCACGAGCCUCUGCCGAAGCCACAAAUGCUAAAGCUUCCUACAGGAAAAAACAAUUGGAAAUUAAAAAGCAACAAGCAAAUCUAGAGCUGGAUUUUAAGAUGCUGGAAAUAGAAAAGGAAGCUGCAGCUGCUACGGCAAGAGCAGAGGUUCUAGAAGCUGCCGCAGCUGCCGAACAGGAUAAAGAGGAGAGUGUAAAGAGUGCAGUCCCACCACAAGUCGUCAGACAACGAACCAUGGAGUACGUGCAACACCAAGUACAGCUAAAGUCACACUCGUCUAAAGAGGAAAUGCCUCUGGUCGAACCAGCAUUAAAAACAUCAUCAUUUGGCCCAAAAAGAUCUGGUAAAACUCCCUCUCCACCGGUGCUCGAGAAAAUGUAUGUAAAAGAGGAACCUUUUGACACACCAAGAGACUAUGUCAGGCUAAACAGCCAUGAUUCCCACCACAGUUACCCACCUAUGACUGACUUCGCUAAGUUCCUAGCACGUAGAGAGUUAAUUACAACAGGGCUCUUUAAAUUCGAUGACACCCCUGAAAGUUUCAGAGCAUGGCAGUCAUCAUUUUUGAAUGCAACUCAAGACAUUGACCUCACAUGUAGUCAAGAGCUGGAUCUCCUCGUGAAAUGGCUCGGUAAAGAGUCCUCAGAGCAUGUCAAAAGAAUCAGAGCUGUUUAUACCACUAACCCCAAAGCUGCCCUCCAGUUAGCAUGGGACAGGUUAGAAGAAUGUUAUGCUACACCAGAAAUAGUAGAAAAUGCUUUGUUUAAAAAACUAGACAGCUUCCCCCGACUUACAAAUAGAGACAAUGUAAAACUCAGAGAGCUAGGAGAUUUGCUCCUAGAGCUGCAGGUUGCUAAAGAUGAAACUUAUCUCCCAGGCCUCGCUUACCUCGACACACCACGAGGUGUUAAGCCCAUAGCGGAAAGGCUACCUCCAAGUUUACAAGAUAAAUGGCUUCAAGCAGGUUCAAAAUACAAACAAAAAUAUCAAGUGACAUUCCCUCCCUUCUCAUAUUUUGUGAAGUUUGUCCAAGAGGAAGCAAAAGCGAGAAACGAUCCAAGUUUUGUGACAUGCAGCAACCAACCUUUCAACAGAGGUGAGAGACCACCAUUUAAACAAAUAGGCUACAAACCUCCUCUAACUGUAAACAGAACAGAGGUCAAUACAACCGCUCUUCCUAGUACAAAAGAAGAUGAUCUAACUCGUUACUGCCCAGUCCACAGGAAAUCGCAUCCUCUAGCGAAAUGCAGAGCUUUCCGGACCAAACCAAUACAAGAAAGACGAAACAUACUCAAAGAACACAGACGAUGUUUUCGUUGUUGUUCUCCUACGCACACAAUAAAGGAUUGUGAUAUGAAAGUCAGUUGUGAGGAGUGCCAAAGUGAAAAACAUUGCUCUGCCAUGCACCCUGAUGUGGUUCAACAACCCCGGCCAGAAAGCACACCUGAACCAGAGCCUCAGCUCCAAGACAACACGCCACCUGAGGUAACGUCACGGUGCACCGAGAUCUGCGGUGAAGGUUGUCCCCCACGUUCUUGCUCUAAGGUAUGUCUAGUUCGAGUUUUCCCUAAAGGUCAACCAGAACGCUCCGUCAAGAUGUAUGUAAUCCUUGACGAUCAGAGCAAUUGCUCGCUGGCUCGUCCCGAAUUCUUUGAGCUAUUUGGCAUCAAGGGAAGUCAUCUGACAUAUCACAUGAGAACGUGUGCUGGUCUAACUGAAAUGUGUGGCAGGAAAGCAGUCGGUUUCCAAAUAGAGCCAGUAGGUGGAGGCCCAUGUCUAGACCUCCCUCCUCUCAUUGAAUGUGACGAGAUAGUGUUCAAUAGAAAUGAAAUACCUACGCCUGAAGUGGCUCUGGCCCAUGCUCAUUUGAAACACCUCGCUCCUCUCAUACCAAAGUACGAUCCAGAUGCUGAGAUAGCAGUUUUACUGGGCAGAGACAUCAUACAAGUCCACAAAGCACGAAAACAAGUAAAUGGACCCCCCAGCGCUCCCUUUGCCCAAUGCCUGGAUCUGGGUUGGGUAAUUGUGGGGGAAGUAUGCCUCAACGCUCAUAAGCCAACUGUCAAUGUCUACAAAACGCACAUUCUGUCCAAUGGACGUCCAUCUCUCUUCACUCCUUGUCCUAACAGCAUCAGCCUCAAAGAAAAACCAUGCUACGGCGGGGAGCACAAGAAUAACUUUGAUAAACACAGCUCAACACUUCAUGCUGCAGAAGAAAAGCUUGGAGAGAAAGUUUUUGAGCGCACAGAGAAUGACAACCAGCGUGCCCUAUCCUUUGAAGAUGAAACGUUCCUAAAGAUAAUGGAAAAGGAAGUUCAUCAGGAUGAAAGCAACAACUGGAUUGCUCCUUUGCCCUUCAAGUCCCCUCGCUUGCCGCUUCCAAAUAACAGAGAUCAAGCACUGUCUAGACUCAACUCACUGAGACGCAACCUAAACAACAAACCCCAAAUGAAAGAACAGUUUUCAGAGUUUAUGGACAAGCUGUUCGAGAACCAUCAUGCAGAAAUCGCUCCACCCAUCAUCGACAACACUGAAUGCUGGUACCUGCCCAUUUUUGGGGUAUACCAUCCCCAGAAGCCGGGUCAGAUACGGGUAGUUUUUGACUCUAGUGCAGAGCAGUGUGGUGUGUCACUUAACUCUGUACUGCUGACGGGCCCAGACCUUAAUAAUACCCUCCUUGGUGUGCUGAUUCGGUUUAGGAAGGAGCUCAUUGCAGCCACUGCUGACAUCCAGCAAAUGUUUUACGGAUUUCUAGUCUCACCAGACCACAGAGAUUAUUUGAGGUUUUUGUGGCAUAAGGACAAUGACUUGUCAAAGGAGGUCCAGGAGUACCGUAUGCGGGUGCAUGUUUUUGGUAACAGCCCGUCACCAGCGGUAGCCAUCUAUUGCCUACGAAGAGCCAUUCAGAAAGGCGAAACAAAGUUUGGAACAGAUACGAGACACUUCGUUGAGAGACACUUCUACGUGGACGAUGGAUUGAUUUCGCUUCCCACUGAAUCAGCAGCCAUCGAUCUGCUCAAGCGAACGUGUGAAUCCUUGGCUGAGUCCAAUCUCAAGCUCCACAAAAUUGCAUCAAACAGUGUCUCAGUCAUGCAAGCCUUCAAAUCAGAAGAUCUGGCCUCUGGCAUCAAAGACUUGAGCCUUGGUGAUGACCCUCUACCAGAUCAGAGAAGCCUAGGAAUGUGCUGGGACAUAAACACUGACUCAUUCACAUUCAAGGUAGCUGUUAAUGACAAACCCUACACCCGCCGCGGGGUUCUCUCAGUUAUUAACAGUAUAUUUGACCCCUUGGGACUUGCAUCUCCAGUCACAAUAAAAGGCAGACUUUUGUUACGUGAACUCUCAAAUGGAGUUGAAAACUGGGAUGCUCCUCUCCCUGCAGAUAAAAUGGAUAUGUGGGAAACAUGGAAAUUUUCCCUCCAACAUCUGAGCAGCCUCAGAGUGCCACGCUGCUAUGUACCAGCCUCCCUUUCCAAGUCCGUCUACACUGAAUUGUGUGUUUUUUGUGACGCUUCAAGUUGGGCUAUUGCAGCAGUAGCAUACUUGAAAACAGUCAAUGCAAAGGGACAGUGUGAGGUUGGAUUUGUGCUUGGAAAGGCAAAACUUUCACCACAACCAGAACCUACAAUACCUCGGCUGGAACUCUGUGGAGCAGUUCUAGGAGUGGAGAUAGCAGAGCUCAUUCAGGAAGAACUUGACCACAAACCAAACGCUGUUAAAUUCUACUGUGACAGCAAAGUGGUUCUGGGCUACGUGUGCAACGAUGCAAAGCGCUUUUAUGUCUACGUACAUAAUCGAGUUCACAGAAUACGCCAGUCUACAUCCCCUGAGCAGUGGCAUUACGUUGCAUCAGAGCAAAACCCAGCUGAUCUAGCUACCAGGUCAAUUCCUGCAUCCCAACUCAUGGACACAAUGUGGUUUAAGGGACCAGACUUCCUUUACAAACUACCUGAACCAGAAACACAUGAGCCGUUCGAGUUGAUCAAACCUGAAGUGGAUGCGGACAUCCGACAAGUUGCUACUUUCACCACGCAGGUUCAAAGGAAUGGACUCACACCAGAACGCUUCCAACGCUUCUCGAAAUGGAAAUCACUGGUACGUGCCAUUGCCUACUUAACUCACCAAGCUCGUUCUCACUCAUUAAGCAACGCAUCAAACCCUCUAUGCAGAGGCUGGCAUGAAUGUAGACAGCCACGCUCUCCAAAGGAACUGAAUGCUGCCAGUAAUCUCAUUCUCCAGUCUGUUCAGAAAGAAGCUUUUCCUGACGAAUCCACUUCUCUCCAAGCCAAUCAAACCGUCCACAGCUCAAGCUCCAUCGUAACUCUUGACCCCUAUAUGGAUGAAGGCCUCAUAAAAGUUGGAGGUCGCCUCAAACAUGCUUCAUUGGAUGCAGUAUUCAAGAAUCCAAUCAUUCUUCCAAGCAAACAUCAUGUGUCAAAGUUGCUUGUCCUGCACUAUCAUGCCAUGGUUGUGCAUCAAGGAAGGCAGUUCACAGAAAGUGCGGUUAGACAAGCCGGUCUGUGGAUUGUAGGAUGCAAAAGACUGGUCUCGUCUGUUAUCUACCAUUGCAUAACCUGCAGGAAACUUAGGGGAAAAUUAGAGACUCAAAAGAUGGCGGAUCUUCCACCAGAGAGACUCAACACUAACGCUCCAUUUUCGUAUGUUGGGUUGGACGUGUUCGGCCCCUGGUCAGUGGUCACUCGACGCACACGAGGAGGAGCAGCACAAAGUAAGAGGUGGGCAAUACUUUUCACGUGUAUGACCACAAGAGGUGUACAUAUCGAAGUCAUUGAGUCUAUGGACACUUGCAGCUGCAUAAAUGCAAUACGCCGAUUCUUUGCAAUACGAGGUCCAGCAACACAAAUGCGAUCAGAUAGGGGCACCAACUUUAUUGCAGCAAGUGUGGAGCUUGGUAUGACACAGCCAAGCACAAACCCUCCCAACAUUGUCAACUAUCUUCACGCUAACGGUUGUACAUGGGAGUUCAAUCCUCCACAUGCCUCCCACAUGGGUGGCGUCUGGGAAAGGAUGAUUGGGGUGACUCGCAAAAUACUGGAUUCCAUGCUCCUGACGAACAAACACACCCGUCUGACUCAUGAAGUGCUUUGUACCCUAAUGGCUGAAGUAUCAUCUAUAGUCAAUGCAAGACCCUUGGUUCCUAUCACAACGGAUCCUUCCUCUCCAUUCCUACUAUGUCCUGCAAUGAUAUUGACCCAGAAGCAGCACGUUCUUUCUCCACCAGGAGAAUUUUGUGGAAAAGACAUGCUCAAAAGCCAGUGGAAGCAAGUGCAGGCACUCGCCAAUGUGUUUUGGAGUCGCUGGAGGAACGAAUAUCUCAACACCCUCCAAUCAAGACGCAAGUGGCAUAGAUCGCACCGCGACCUUCAGCCAGGCGACAUUGUGUUGUUGAAGCAAAAUCAAGCACACAGAAACGAAUGGACAAUGGCCAUCAUCACAACCACUUUUCCAAGCAGUGAUGGAAAGAUCAGAAAGGUGGAAGUGAGGACAUCAUCUCAGGGCGUCUCCAAGACUUAUUUGCGUCCUAUCUCAGAUGUUGUUAUGCUCUUAGAGACGGAAGUGACUGAUGAAAAGUAGUGGCAUCGGUAAUGCCAGGCGGGGAGUGUUCUGCCCAAGGUUAAAAGUCGGAGGUGUCUCUUAAUAAUUUGGUUUGAGAAGAAGGACUUUUACAGUAUUGGUUUAUCUGUAUUUUAUUUUGAAUGCAAAUCUUGAGGCAGCAUUGCAUUGUGGGUAUCAGAGGUAGCGGUAGUAAGGAAGUGAUAUUUGCAGAGAGAAAGCCUGCCUAUUACCGUACAAACUUCGCCUCCUGUGUUGUAAAUCUUUUCCAACACCUCCGAAAGCAAUGGCUGUAAGUUCAAUCUGUGUUCUGUUGGCACUAUAUGUUUUAUUAUAAUUUAUUUAGAGAUCGUUUUUCCUAAAUGCGUUUUCCAGGAAUUAGCCAUGUCCCAAUAGUUUUUUCUUGGAUGGUAGUAAUCGCUGGCGCAACUGUUUUCUUAGCAACAGCUGGGGUUAAUUCUAAUUUAUGUUUUCUAAUGCUGGAAGUUUGUUCUGUGCAUUUAGAGCUGAUGCACAUUUUAUUUUUGUUUCUGUUUGUAGUUUCACUCAGUGCUUUCAUUGAGCUUCCUGCACAAUUGUACUACAUUGUGAGAAGACCGUAAUAAAGGAGCAAGACGCUCAGCUUCCUGGCUCAUGAAAA
Fundulus heteroclitus (mummichog) is the source of this 6826-nucleotide messenger RNA. RefSeq lists its product as uncharacterized. The transcript is spliced from 3 exons. Gene Ontology annotation, biological process: DNA integration. Gene Ontology annotation, molecular function: nucleic acid binding. Lineage: Eukaryota; Metazoa; Chordata; Actinopteri; Cyprinodontiformes; Fundulidae. The record is from RefSeq and is a predicted model, not a curated record. The coding region runs from base 460 to 6207 and encodes 1915 amino acids.